Molecule: messenger RNA, 10552 nt
Organism: Periconia digitata
Lineage: Eukaryota; Fungi; Ascomycota; Dothideomycetes; Pleosporales; Periconiaceae
Source: the annotation of a GenBank genome assembly
CUCUUCGCCCACUUUGAGACUCCACCCUUUCUCUCCUCACCCCACUUUCUGCCGACUUGGACUUGACUUGUCUGACCUACAACUCAACUCUCUUUCUAAGCCAACCAAAGCCUUCACGCCUUACAGCCUUCAAUUUUCGGCUCUCUCAAGUCAUCUUUCCACUCAAAAUAUCCUCCCUUUUCCGACCCGCCAUCUUUCCCCGCCUGAUCGAGCUCGUAGAAGAGCCGGGCCCAUGCCCGCCAUGGACUCGUCUAUCGAGUACCUAAUUCAUCACAUGGUGCUGCCGGGAAAGUUACCUCAAAAGGACGACCGCGAUUCGAUUCACGAUGAAGCCGUGCUUGAUGCCACCCUCGAAGGCCUAAAAAGGUACGAAAAUGACAUCAGCCACACUCCCGAAAUAGCUCAGCAAGUCUCCGCGGUAGCAUCCAGUAUUAUCAACCUCAAGUACAGUCGAGAUAGUCUGGGCCACAUAUGCGAGGAAGAGCUAGAUGAUCUGCUACGCCAGUCCGUACUGGACAGUCCGGACUGCCUGAGUAUCCUCCCCCUUGAAGUCAAAACUCAGAACGCCGGGAUCAUGAUUUACAAAUACAAUGAUGCGAUUGUAUUUGAGAUGUUCGAGCUAUCACCUUUGAACCAAGAGGUCUUGACAACUGAAGGCCGACUAGUCCGAACAUUCCCAUCCCAUGCAUGCCAGGUUCCUAUCGAAGUCGCGCGCCAGGAAGGUUUCACUGCCAUGCUUUCCAAUACUCUCGCCAAAAUGAGUCGACAAGGAGUUACAGAGUUCCAACCAGAAAUGAUCAGGAGUGGUACGAAGUAUCCGGAGAUUCGGAACACGACACACCCUUAUCUUGUUACUGAGUUCCUUGUGCAAAUCCUCGCAGCGAUUGGACAACCAUUGGAAGUGUCGGCAAUUACCAAGAACACACGGGAAGAUGUUCUGUGGUCGCAGGCAGAUCUACCAUGGAGGCGCAGUCCUCUUUGGCUUCUUGUUCGCGUUGUGAUGCAGUUAGGUUUCUUUCGCGCUAGGCCUGACCCCAAACAAUCGACAGCUCUAUACAAAACUGCAAUGAUAUACAUCUUGACGAGUUUAUUGGAGAAAGCUACAAGAGAACCAAUUGAUAUUGAAGACGCGGACCUGAUCCAUAACCUGGCUACCAAGAUCGAUCACAGGCUCAGCAAACUGGAAUCUUAUGGCUCGAACAUCCCAGUUGACUCUUGCUCGACGUUUGCCACGAUAACACUGCGUGAGGUCUCGGCAAAAUUGGACACCUUGUGGAAGGGCACAAUAAAGAGCAGCCAUCGUCAAAUGGAUUUAGAUGGUUUAUCCCGCCUACAGCCAAAUAAUGAUGUUGGCCUGGAUGUUCCCGAAUUAGAUCUGUUCAUCCAGCAUAUCCCUAACCGACCGAUUCGUCCUUGGAAUGCAAAAUUCAAGCCAACGACGCAGUUUCUUGCUUACAAAGAUAACACAAUCCCCACCCUCCCCAAAGAUUUUGACGCCAACUCCAUAUAUACCUACUUUCAGCUCAAAGAGAUAGAGCGAUGGGUACAAUAUCAUCUCCCCAAAUGGUAUGAAAAUCACGCGACAGGUGACUCGGCAGCGCCUAAGAAGUUGAGUGAAUUGAUUUCUUCGUACCACAAGGCUGCGAUUAAAGAAUACUCGAGUCCAGAAACUUGCCCCUUGAGUCUUUCGAAUAUGCAUCUGACAAUCAUGGAUCUAUGGAUGACUUUGGAUAAGUGUGCAAACCGCAAGUCGCCUCACUUCGCCAAAUAUGAUCCCGCCGUGGAUGUUGAACCGCUCCAGGUUCUUAGUCUACCUAACAGAAAUCAACUCACGCGACUGGCUGUUAUAGAAAGUCAUAUACAAAACCGUCGAAAGGCAGUGGAACCAGGAACCCCGUCCAUUUUCAGUGCUUUCGGGGACAAGGACUCAUUCGCUGUACGGCAAUAUAGUCACGAUGCACGUUAUAAAGGAAUACACGAUCGAAUCAUACAGCAGGCCGAGGACCAACGAGAUGCCAAACAUCAGGAACUUCACGGAUUGAAAAUACAAUACCAACAACUGAUGACGAAAGCUGAGACGAUCAGCUGCCAGACCCAUGCACUCACUGUUCGGGAUGGCAAAGUCUUGUCACAUGAUUUAGCCUGUGAAAAAUGCUGUCUCAAGAACAAAGCAACAAACCUGAAUAUCAAAGUCUUCGAAUGGCCGUUGAGCACAGACAAGAACAUAGCAGAAGCCACCGUUUUUGAGCUUCAUGUCCCCGAGUGGUUUCGUUAUUGGAGAGACACCACUCGAUAUAUCAUGAUCGAUGUCAUGGGUUCUCACGAAGAAAAAGAUGCUCGUGUAUUGGCCAAAAUAUACAAUCUAAAGAAUCAGAAAAGUCUCUGUGAAUUCUAUGAAAAUCCAAGGGACCAACGAAUUGGGGUGGUGUCAGUUGCUCCGCCAGUAUCGAAAACUCAUCAGAAAAGCAGAGCCGACAUUCAUUCCUUGACCGCGGAAGAGGUUGUCGUGGCCAACAGCUUGGCUUACAAAUACUACGAUAAAGAAACCGAUACGUUCGUCUCAUCUUUGAGUUCUUCCGAUCGUUUACCAAGUCAAUGCACGUACAAAGUACCGAGUCGUUCAUCCUCGGUUCAAAAAUAUCUGAGCGCGGGAAACUUUGCUGGUGGCCUGACGCCCAAUUCUGUGGUGGCCACGCCUUCUGACUGUCCCCCUCACAUGAGCUUGAACCAGUACACAGCAUUCAGCUCUCUGCCCAUGGGUAACCACAUUCGGUGUGCCAACAUCUUACGCCAGAUCGCUUCACCUAGUAUCGACUUAGCAAACCCGGAGACACAAUGCUUGGUGAUGGAUACGCUCAUGCAGGCUGGGCCGCCAGCCAGCGACGGCAGCAUCGAGCGCGCUGCUCAUUGGACAUUUCGGGAUGCAGCUUUUCUCAGCCCGCUUCUGGAUAAUAUGGAAAAGCUUAAGUCCAGGCUCGAUAAAAAUUGGGAAUCUUGGCGAGCUUUAGCAAUCUUUAUCCAGGUGGCAUUACGCGCUCUUGAUCUGAUGGAUUCGGUACCCGACAAGCUCCACGAUCGCUAUAUUGAAUUUAUCCGCGAUGCACGCGGAACCGCCUUCAACUGGUUCACAGAGUUGAGUUCUAAAUUGGAAACCGCGAUAGAUGACGCCAAUCGCAUUGACUUGUACUCAAGAUCUACAGAAAUCGCUUUGGUCUGCAUGAGCACGUACGAUGUUAAUAGCACGAAUCUAUCCAAAAUAUGGGAACCCGAUACUCAAGCGCAUGCUAUGAACUAUUUCUCCUGUUCGAUCUCGAUACAAAGACACCACAAUACUGCAUCCUCAGACGAUCCGUUUCUAUAUAACAUUCUGUUGCAGUCCUGGAAGCGAGUGCUCUAUCACGUAUUUACUACUAUGAGGCACGAUUUGAUCAGCGAGGAUUUUAAAGAGGGUCUCAACGACGCGAUCAUGAUCAACUGGCCAGAUUUCAAUCCGAUGGAAGAGGAAAAUUGGUCGGAACUACCAAAACACUACCGUCACUGGAUCAAGUGUCAAGUAAAAACAUCCGAGCCAAGGUCUUUGCAGCUAAACACAGACGAAGUACAUUAUAACUUGUUGACGGGAGAAGUACUUGUGAAUGAUUCACCACUAGCACGUCUCCCAGAUGCAUACACCAACCACAAAACUUAUCUGUCUCUCUUCCGAGUGAAACCCACGCAUGUAGCUCUGUCUAGCGAACGAGGUACCAGAUAUACCAUUACGCAUCCUUCUUGCGAGAUGCCAAUUCAUCUAGGUAUAUGCAAGGAGAAAGCAGACUUAUUUGUGGUGAUUGAUUAUAUGGAUCAGAAGUUUGAUCUGGUACCUGCGAGGGUUUUCAAUGGCAUACUUCCGGUCGCGUUCGUUGGAGGUUUCCAUCAUUGGUAUUGCCACCAGAAUCAAAGCAUCAUAUUCAGGCCCAAGUCUACUCCGUGGCCGUCAAGCGAUGAAUCGUGGACCAUGCAGAAAACCGGUCCUAUCUGGAAGCUCAGUAGAGGAAACAAAUGGCUUGUAAACCCUACAAGCGAUACUGGCACAUCGAUCUGUGCCAUUAUGGGUACGCUCGAGCAUAGCACACAUACUCACAUCACACUCGACUCGCAAAGUUCAACUGUCACGGUCGAGCUGCCUCGAUUGCACCUUAGUUUUACCUUUACAGCCGGUCAAUCGUCCAUGUAUUCAAGAGAGUACAAAGGGAUGAUCGUCGAUCACAAUCAGCAAAUCGACACUCUGGUUGGCCUGGGAACCAAGUUGGUUCUGCGGCAUGCCAGCGGCGUUGAUGAUCGUGUUGUCAUAAUCCCAGAAGGGCCGACGAUCGUAAGCAGGGUAUCCAAUAACGCACUAAAAGUUUCGGUCUCUGUGGAUUCGACGUCUAGACUACAUGCGUACCGGAUCGAUGCCCAUUAUGGACGUCUGAUCGACUCAGGAAAUGUUCACAGCAAGCUAUGGCUUUGUUAUCUUCAUGCAACCACGUCUCAUUGUUUACCUGAUCCUCUCACGGCACAUACAGGAACUGAAUCCGCCCUAGCCAUCUUACGAUCAGCGGCUGCGUUCUCCUUUGACGUGUUGACGGAACGUGAUGUCAAAGUCUUGGUACUCAUAGCAAACUUGACGCCUGCCCGAGAUUUUUAUCCACGUUCACUCAAUGUGCUCCAACAAGUGCGUUGGAAUCCAAUUCUGCCGUACAUGUCCCAACACCCGGAAUUCAUACUUGUCGUACAGCAGAUGUUUGACAAAGCUCAUCAGCAGGAGAUCUUCUUCUCGAGUAGCCAGGUCAAUCCUACUCUGAUAGCUUUUGCGAACCGGGAACUACUCGUACGUGACAAAAUUCGAACGUCACUUUUUCGAGUCGAUGGCUUUGGUGCUGAAUGUCACAAAACUGGCCGUGAUAGGACAUACCCUGGAAGACCCGGCCUCCACUCGGAUCGAGCAUCGCGCUCAUUCAUUGCAGCGGCCUUGAUAACACGGGAGGAAGCUGCACUUCAUUCCAGGGUCAACGCAAAAGAGCUGCAAGAUGCUCUACGUGCCAAACACUUCGAUAAGGACGCAACGGUUGCUACCUGGACCGCAACUGGUCUCGAGAAGCACUGUAUAGUAUAUGACGCAAAGCUUCUGGAGGGACCAAGGUCGCUUCUUCCGAACUCCUGGUUCGACAUCUAUAUUUUACUCGCUCAACGUGGACGUGAAAAAAAUAAAUUCCAUGUCUUGAUAUGGCUAUCUGCGCUUGCUUUCGCGGAAUCUGCGGAUGUGGAUGUCGUACAAAUGUUGGCGUCAUUGUACAGAAUUGGAGAGAUGGGCUUAGUCACGAUUCCUCCAGGCAAAUCUUUGCAACUCCUACGCCAGCAACCCUCAGUGGAGGGAAUCCAACAGGUCGUAGAACGUGGGAAAAGGCCCCUGGAAAACUGCCCCGAGAACGAUAUCCCAAAGUCGAAUCCCAAGGAACGGGAUUGGCAUUACAAGAGAAGAAAGCUCAAUUCAUUAGGGAAAAAACAAGAGCCAGUCGUCAAACGGUUCGCGGAAGCGCUUUACCAUCAGCAUCAUACCGCUCACGGAAAAACUACCGUGCCGACUUUGCCCCAUAUUCCAAGCAGCGACACCUAUAUCAAUACCGAUGUGGUCAUGAAAGGAGUAAGACAGUUGUUCCGAUCCUGGAAUGACUACGACGUAUUCGAAGACCAUCUGAAUAAAGUUGCUACAAGUCUAGAGCGACAAACAGUAGUCGGUGUACAAGUACCAGGAACGCAGCGUACUACAAUCGUGGAGCAGUGUCAUGUACGUCCCGUGCCUCAAUCUUCCGCUACCAGGCAUGUAUUCCAGCGCAGUCCUCCCUUGGAAACUGCCAGCUCCCCGUAUCCCGAAUUUUCUCGUAUAUCCCUUGACAAAAGCAACUCUACAGCACAAUGUCAAUCAGCCAUGCAUAAUUUGGAGUUGCUAUGCAAUGUACGGGAGAUCAAAGCUACCACGCCUUCGCAAAAACGAUUUGCUCGCGAUCUCCGCAGCAGCAUACGCUCUCUUGUGGAACGCCAAAACGGGUCGAUGAUUUCUGAAGACAACAAUAACAAAGAUACUGGCGGUGAUAUCCGAAUGACAGACCCAAUUCACAUUGAAAUUGAACGAUACGCAGAUGAAACCGAACAUUACUUCAAUGAUCUUGAUCGAAUAUUACAUAAACAUGUAAAUGACGACAACUAUGCUGUGAAUCUAACCUCCCGGCUACCGCGUAUUUCUUCAAUCUUCUGGUUUCGCCAGCUCGAGAAGCGGAAUUUCGAAAAACUAUCCAGCGAUUGGAAGCGGGUGAUAAUUAUCUACGGUCUUGCCGCGGCUGAACGCAAUCGCGCACAAAGAAUACGUACACUGGCUUGCACUCAACAAAAUGAAGCACUUGCCGAGGAAAUACGCAAUAACGAAUGCGAGAAUUGGAACCCAACAGAACAUCCUGAAUGGCUUCUCUUCGAAAUAGAGAAUGAUUUCACUCUUCGGAAGAGGCAAAUAGAUAUCGCUGCAAAGAUGAAGGAUCCGCCGUCAGGGAAAAAUUGUGUGAUGCAGCUCAAUAUGGGGGAAGGCAAAUCAUCAGUUAUUAUUCCAAUUGUCGCAGCCGAAUUAGCAGAUGGCGAAGAGCUUGUGCGUAUUGUGGUCAACAAACCACAAUUUGCUCAAAUGCGCCAAACCCUGAUAGCGAAGCUUGGGGGUCUCAUGAACAGGCAAAUCUACCAAAUGCCUUUUGUUAGGACGUUGAAGCCCACAGCGUCAGAUAUUCGAAAUAUAAUCGAGAUCCUCGAUAGAUGCAAAAAGAACGGCGGAAUCCUGCUCAUCCUGCAAGAGCACAUUCUUUCUUUCAAGUUGAUGGGCAUCGAGACUCUCAUCUCCGGCCAACUCGAGACUGGGACUUCCUUGAUAGAGAUCCAGCAGCACUUCGAUGAUUGUUCUCGAGAUAUCAUUGACGAAAGCGACGAGGUCUUCAAUACCAAGCAUGGACUGAUCUAUACCAUAGGUCCCCAACAUAUAAUCGAGAUGGGCUCGCGCAGAUGGGAUCUAAUACAGGAAGUCACGUCGCUAGUACCUGAUUGCAUCCGCCAAGUGCAAGAUAAACAUUCAUCAUCUGUAGAAGUUGAUGAACGUGGGGCGAGAAGGGUCGCGCGCGUGCGACUUCUAGGCGAUGAAGCCCAGAAGAUGUUCCUGGAUAUAUUGAUAGACACAAUCUGCAAGAAAGGCUUAAAAGACCUCCGCAUUCACGAACAGCCCGCACCUAUUCAACAAGCCAUCAAGAAGUACGUGCGAAACUUCGAGCUGACAUGUGAGGACAUUCGCGAAGUCGAAACAAGUGAGUUUUGGUCGUCCGAUACAAGCCAGGCAUUGCACAUUCUUCGCGGGCUUAUCGCCGUAGGAGUGUUAGCGUUUACUUUGCGAUCUAAGAGGUGGAGAGUUGACUAUGGGCCCGAUCCCAACCGUAAACCAAAGACACGGCUCGCUGUUCCAUACCGAUCAAAGGAUUCCCCCACAGCUUCAUCCGAGUAUAGUCAUGCUGAGGUAGUCAUUCUUUUGACUUGCCUGAACAACUAUUACAACGGCUUAUCUGACAGCGAUCUCUUUGAGGCUUUCACGCAUCUGUUGAAGUCGGACGGUUUGAGGCAACAGUAUGAAAAUUGGACUCAGCAUGCACACCGGCUGAGCUAUGAAUUCAUAUCACCAAACGCUAUCAAUCUAGAGGAUCGACACAAGUGUAUCAAUGAUAUCUUUCCCAGUUUCAGAUAUGCAAAGCCCGUUAUCGAUUAUUUCCUGUCUAGCAUCGUCUUUCCAAAAGAGAUGCGAGAAUUCCCUGCAAAGCUAUCAGCCUCAGGCUGGGACCUUGCUGCUAAGAAGAAACACCCUACAACAGGUUUCAGCGGUACGGCAGACUCAAAGCAUGUUCUCCCGCUUAACAUGGAUUUUCUAGAUCUUGAAGAACAACAGCACACAGACGCACAGGUCCUAAUGCGCAUCCUCCAAGAUGAUAACACGGUCAAACUAGUACCACCGCGUUUAGAUGGUUGCUCGGAAACAACAGACGCGGAGCUGUUUAUCCGAUUUGUGAGCAAUAUGCAAUCUAAGCCUUCGGUCAUCAUUGAUGUCGGUGCUCAGAUCUUGGAGCUAGACAACCAUGGAGUUGCCGAAAUGUGGUUGAAGUAUGACAAAGAGGCUCAAGCCGUUGUCUACUUCAAUAGUCAGGAAGAGAUCGUAGUACUAGAUCGACAUGGUAGGGUCGGGGCCCUACAAACAUCCACCUUUGCAGACGAUCUAAGCGGAUGUCUUGUUUACUUAGAUGAGGCACACACGAGGGGCACAGACCUAAAGUUACCACAGACAUACCAAGCAGCAAUCACACUAGGCGCGCACCUAACUAGAGACCGGUUCUCCCAAGCUUGCAUGAGGAUGAGAAAAUUAGGCAAAGGCCAAUCGAUUGUGAUUUGCGUCACUGAAGAGAUCCAAAGCAAAAUCCUCGAGUCCGUUUCUGGGAAGUCGGCUUCUAGCAUUAAUGUUUCCGACAUUCUUGAUUGGGUGAUGUCAGAAACUGAUGCAGACCUCGGGCGAAGCAUGCCGUUGUGGGCUACUCAGGGCCGUCGAUUUCAAUGGCAAAGCAAUCUAUGGGACAAAGCUGGCUCAACUCUUGACCAGGAAAAAGCUUUGCGGUUUCAAGAGGAAGAGUCCUCUACGAUUGAAGAUCGUUAUGGUCCACGUGCAGGAGUCUUACCCAGGCAAUCCAUCGACAGUUCAUCCGACCGGUUUUUGACGGAAAUAUCGAAUCGCUGUCAAGAAUUCCAAGCAUGGGAUGUAGGUACCAUUACUUUCGAGGAAGAGCGAGAGCGAGCGCUCAACCCCGAAGCUCAAGUCGAACAAGAACGUGAAGUGGAGCGACCUCCAAACAUGGAAUAUGCCACACAUAGAGUAUCUCCUGGACUGAUCCAACUCAUCAAGUCUUCAAAGAUACCGAUCGACUCUAAUGGAAUUCUGCCUGCUUUUGAAGCGCUCCAAUGGCCCAAAAUGCCCCAGGGAUUCCCCACGGGCCUUCUUGUGACGAGGGAUUACAUUCGUACCGUUGAAGUAUCAGCCAAUCAAAGCGCUUCAACCCCUGAUGUAUACUUGAAACCCGUCGAAUGGCUGUUGUCAGUUAAAGUAAAAGACAGCAAGACUGAGUUCCGUAGACUCAUCAUCAUCAGCUCUUUCGAAGCAGACAAAGUACUGCCCGCGGUACGCAAAUCAGACCACGCAUUGCUGCAUCUGUAUGCGCCCCGCAUUACUCUGAAUCAGAAACGGAUGGACUCACUUGACCUUUAUUGUAUUGGUAAGAACGCCGAUCAAUUUGCCGCGAAACAUAUCGACAUGAGCGAUACCUUCCAGCUCAAUAUAUUUGCGGGCCAACUGUGGUUCAACUCAUGGCAGGAUUACGGAGCAUUCGGGAGGUUUGCCAACUUGGCUACGACUAAGGCAAUGGCACACAGGGCGGACAAGAACGACGGAUUUAUAAAGAACGGGUCUGGCAAAUGGGGCCUCAAGGAGAGUCCAGUACCAUUCAUGCUUCGAUUGAUCGAAGCUCGACGGGGUGGUGAGGGAAUCGGGGGAACGCACAUGGGUAAGAUGCUACGAGGUUCCUUGCUUGAGCCGAACGACUUUUGAAAGUACGAUCGUUGGGGGUGUCAGUCUGCAAGGGGAGGUAUGAAUCGGUGCACGAACGAGACAUGGCUGAAGAGAAUUCGACUUUCUCUUUACGCACGUGAUCCUGCACAGGACGAAGGAAUAGGGGUGAAACGAGAAUGUUGAAAAUGGGUUGAGUUCAUCUGUUGGGGGAACAAGAUUGAUUGAUGAACGAAAUUGUGUCUGGCGUUUGGGAAAUCGGAACAAUAGUGUAGCACCUUUACUCAAUCUCUACGAGUUGCUAUAUCAAUCUUGAAUCCGAUACUGUUUCUGCUCAUUCCAACUACCUAGGUUUUAUGAUCAUGCAGUGACAUGCAUCUGCGGUUUGGUGACAAGCAGCACAUGCUCAAUGUUAAAGUUCAGAAGAGACAUGUUUACGUUUUAUCUACUUGAUAUCUGUCAGUAAAAUCAACGGAUUCCUAGUUGUUUAUGUCAAAUAGGUACUGUAUGGUACUAAGGCCUAUCCCCGUAGAAGUCGAUGAUUAAUUCAAAUCACUGUUGGUAUUGACUAUCUACUAGUAUUUCCACAGCAUUCUGAUCAAUCCUCGAAACUUUGGGUGCUUUACCAAGAGUUUGCCACUGGGUUUUAGGUUGAGAAUCGGAAAUCCGGAUCGUAGGACGCUCCAUCAACGAUGUGAGUUGCUACGUGCAGAAAUAUAUGUAUCACGUGACUUUGGUGAGCGUCUGGAUACAUAUGUACCUGGGUAGGUGUCUGGGUAAGUAUGUAGGUAGCUCACUGUUGAUAAGUCACUCCUCAGUACAUCUUCAAAAUCAUGCACCGUUUUCAUGCAUUUUCAGUUUGACACGAAUUCUAAAUUUUGGUAUCGAAAUCCAUGACACACGCACGAC